GCGCAGAAACCAGCGCCUGCGCGUGCGCUCUGUGCAGGCAGCGGCCCACGGCUUGUCACCGAGCCUGGCGGCUGCAAGGCGGCGGGGUCCCAGGGCUGCUGGGGCCGAGUCUAUAGCGUGAGGCGUCCUUGAGCUGAGAGGACCAUGAACCGCAGUCGGCAGGUGACGUGCGUGGCCUGGGUCCGCUGCGGCGUGGCCAAAGAAACACCAGACAAGGUAGAACUUAGUAAAGAAGAAGUAAAACGUCUCAUUGCUGAAGCCAAGGAAAAAUUACAAGAAGAAGGUGGCAGUGAUGAAGAGGAGACAGGCGAUCCUUCGGAACAUGGCAUGCAGAGCGCACGUACCCAGGCACGACCAAGAGAGCCCCUGGAAGAUGGUGACCCAGAGGAUGACAGGACGCUGGAUGAUGAUGAGCUGGCUGAGUACGACUUAGAUAAAUACGAUGAGGAAGGCGACCCAGAUACUGAAACUCUUGGUGAAUCUCUCUUGGGUCUUACAGUCUAUGGAAGUAAUGAUCAAGAUCCUUAUGUUACUCUGAAAGAUACGGAGCAAUAUGAACGUGAAGAUUUCUUGAUCAAGCCCAGUGACAAUCUUAUAGUUUGUGGCAGAGCUGAACAAGACCAGUGCAAUUUAGAGGUGCACGUUUAUAAUCAGGAAGAAGAUUCCUUUUAUGUGCAUCAUGAUAUACUGCUGUCUGCAUACCCUCUAAGCGUGGAAUGGCUGAAUUUUGAUCCUAGCCCAGAUGAUUCUACAGGAAAUUAUAUUGCUGUGGGAAAUAUGACCCCUGUUAUUGAAGUGUGGGACCUUGAUAUUGUGGACUCUUUAGAACCAGUCUUCACACUUGGAAGUAAGCUAUCAAAAAAGAAGAAAAAGAAAGGAAAGAAGAGUUCCUCAGCAGAGGGGCAUAUCGAUGCUGUCCUGGACCUUUCUUGGAAUAAGCUGAUCAGAAACGUGCUGGCAAGUGCAUCAGCUGACAACACUGUAAUUCUGUGGGAUAUGUCCUUAGGGAAACCAGCAGCUAGCCUUGCUGUACACACAGACAAGGUCCAGACUCUGCAGUUUCAUCCAUUUGAAGCACAGACUCUGGUUUCUGGCUCCUCUGAUAAGUCAGUGGCUUUGUAUGACUGCCGAAGUCCAGAUGAAAGCCAUCGAAUGUGGCGAUUCAGCGGGCAGAUUGAGAGAGUGACUUGGAAUCACUUUUCACCUUGUCAUUUUUUGGCUAGUACAGAUGACGGCUUUGUAUAUAAUUUGGAUGCACGUUCAGAUAAGCCAAUUUUUACACUUAAUGCACACAACGAUGAAAUCUCUGGUCUUGAUCUAAGUAGUCAGAUCAAGGGCUGCCUUGUGACAGCAUCAGCAGACAAAUAUGUGAAGAUCUGGGACAUACUGGGAGACAGGCCAAGUCUGGUUCACUCUAGGGACAUGAAAAUGGGAGUUCUGUUCUGUUCUUCCUGUUGUCCUGAUUUGCCGUUUAUUUAUGCCUUUGGAGGUCAGAAAGAAGGGCUUCGGGUCUGGGAUAUAAGCACAGUCUCAUCAGUAAAUGAAGCAUUCGGAAGACGAGAGAGGCUUGUUCUUGGCAAUACGAGAAGUUCAUCUAUUAGUGGCCCUUUUGGGAGCAGAAGCUCAGACACACCAAUGGAGUCUUAAUGUGGAGCAUAAAAUUUUCUGUUUUUUAAAAAGCUGACCUAGAAACAUCCAUGUGUAGCUACAGCCAUGUAGUGACUGAAACAAACUUCAUUAUUUCCUACUGCCAGACAUUCCUCUGCAGCUAUGGCGGCAGCACAAGCAGGGCUGGUCUUUGCGUUUGCCUUUUCAGUGUGUGGUGUUUAGGGCUCCUACUACAUUUCUUGAAGAGGAUAAUAAAGAGGUUUUUAAAAAAUAAUUCCUUAAAUAGGCCAUGUGUCAUAGGUAACCUAUAGGUUUGUAAAAUAGGUAGGUAGUAAUUUGUGGAAUUUUAGAAGAAAAUCCUCUGAUCUUAAAAGAUGGGUAAACCCAGGCCUAGAAAAGCUGUGAUUUGGCCAAGAUUGCACAGUAGCCAUAAACAGGGGCAGGUGCCCCAGGAAUGGAAUUGCUCUUUCCUGACUUGACUGUUUUCCAGUUAAUGUUCGUGACUUUAGAAAUGUUCUCAGUGCUACUCGUAAAGUUCAGUAACUAAAUUAAAAGGGGGAUGCCUCUUUUCCCCCAGCAUGGUAUUCAAAGAAAAAAGAGACAUUACAUUAUGAUAAAGGUGUCAGUCCAACAAGAGGAUAGAACAUUCAUAAAUAUCAUAGGAGCACCUAAAUAAAGCAAAUGUUAACAGACCUAAAGGGAGAAACAGCAAUACAAUAGUAGCAGCAGAACUUAAUAUCCCACUUUCAUCAAUAAAUAGACUGUUCAGAAAGAAAGUCAAUAUGGAAACAUUGGCCUUUACAGACAUAUACAGAACAUUCCUUCUGAAAGGAACAGAACGCACUUCUUUUUCUCAAGCACACAUGGGAAAUUUUAUCAAGCACACAUGGGAAAUUCUCCAGGAUAGAUCACAUGUACCACAAAAAGUCUAAAUUUCAGAAAAUCGAAGUAUCAGGUAUCUUUUCUGACCACAAUGGUAUGAAACUAGAAGAUUACAUGAAGCACACUGGAAGAUUUGCAAAUAUAUGGAGAUUAAAUAACAUGCUACUGAACAGCCAAUGGGUCAAAUAAAAGAAAAAGAAAAAAUACCUAGAAACAAGUGGAAACACAACAUACCAAAACUUAUGGGAUAUAGCAAGAGCAGUCCUAAAAGAAGUUCACUGCAUUCAAUGCCUGCUCAACCUUUUACACCUCAAGAAACUACAAAGAAGGAACAAAGCCCAAAGUUAGUAGAAGGAAGGAAAUAAAGACCAGAGUGGAAAUACAUGAAAUAGAAACUAAAAUGGAUCUAAGAACUAUUCUUUUGAAAACUGACGUUUUAAAACUAAGGAAAAAGGACACAAAAUCAAACAUAAGUUGUUAAAACUGGUAGACCACCAAAAUACAAAGGAUCAUAAGAGACUACUACUAUGAACAGUUAAGAGUACAACAAAUCAGACAAUCUAGAGGAAAGGGAAAAUUCCUAAAAAUACACUACCAGCAAAUCUGAAUCACGAAGAACUAGAAAAUCUGAAGGGACCAAUUACUAGUAAGGAGAUUGAGUCAGUCAUCAAAAACCUCCCAACAAACAAAAGUUAAGGAUGAGACUGCUUCACUGGUGAAUUCUACCUAAUGCCUAACCAAUCCUUCUCACACACUUCAAAAAAUCGAAGAGGAGGGAAUACUUCAGACUCAUUUUAUGUAAGGCCAGCAUUACCCUAGUAUUAAACUAGAAAAGGACACCACAAAAAAAUUAUAGGCCAGUGUCCUGAUGAACCUAGGUGCAAAACCUUCUACAAAAUACUAACCAAAUUCAACAACAUUAAAAGGAUCCUAUAUCAUAAGCAAGUGGGAUUUAUUCCAGGGAUGCAAGGAUGGUUCAAUACCUGGGAAUCCAUCAUGAUACAUCUCAUUAACAAAGGAUAAAAAUCAUAAGGUCACCUUAGAUGCUUGAACAUCCAUUAUAAAAACAAAGUGGGUUCGCAAAACAAAGGGUUAGCAGGAAUGUACCUCAACAUAAUAAAGGUGAUGUAUCACAAGUGUACAGCCAGCAUACUCAGUGAAAAAUUGAAAGCUUUUCCUCCUAAGAUCAGAAACAAGACAAGGACCCCACUCCUCACUUUUAUUCAACCUAGUAUUGGAAGCCCUAACCAGAGCAAUUAGGCUUUGGUAAAGGAGAAAGCAUCCAAGGCAGACUCCACCAAAAAACUGUUAAAACUAAUAAAAUUCAGUAAAGUUCCAGGGUACAAAAAUCAAUAUGCAGAAAUCUGUUGUAUUUCUAUACACUAACAAUGAACUAUCAGAGAAAUUUCUUAAUCCCAUUUACAUUUGCAUCAAAAAGAACAAAAUAGGAAUUUAACCAAAAGGGAAACUAUAAGACACUUAUGAAAAAAAUUGAAGACAAAUAGGUGAAAAGAUACUCCAUGCUCUUGGAAUGGAAGAAUAUUGCUAGGAUGUCCACACUACCCAAAGCAAUCUACAGAUUCAGUGUAAUCCCUAUGUAAAUUCCAAUGGUGUUUUUCACAGAAAUAACCCUAAAAUGGGUGUGGAACCACCAAAGAACCUCAAAUAGCCAAUGCAGUAUUUUUUUUUUAAGAUUUUAUUUUCAAGUAAUCUCUACACACCACAUGGGACUCAAACCCACAACCCAGAGUUCAAGAGUCACACACUCCACCAACUGAGCCAGCCAGGCUCCCCUAGCCAAAGCAGUCUUGAGAAAGAACAACAAAGAUGGAGGCAUCAUGCUUUCUGAUUUCAAGCUAUGUUACAAAGCUACAGUAGCCGGGCGUCUGGGUGGCUCAGUUGGUUAAGUGACUGCCUUCGGUUCAGGUCAUGAUCCUGGAGUCCCUGGAUCAAGUCCCGCAUCGGGCUCCCUGCUCGGCAGGGAGUCUGCUUCUCCCUCUGACCCUCCCGACCCUCCCCCCUCUCAUGUGCUCUCUCUGUCUCUCUCUCUCGAUUAAAUAAAUAAAAUCUUUAAAAAAAAAAAAAAAGCUACAGUAGCCAAAAUAAUACGGUAUUGGCAUAAAAACAGACACAGAUCAAGUGAACAGAAUAGCCCAGAAAUAAACCCAUCCAUACAUUGUCAACCUACAACAAAGGAAAGUUGCCAAGAAUAUACAAUGGAUAAAGGACAGUCUCUCCAAUAAAUGGUGUUGGUUAAACUGGAUGGCUACAUGGAAAAGAAUGAAACUAGACCACUAUCUUACACCAUAUAUAAAAACCAACUCAAAAUAGAUUAAGAGCUGACCAUAAGACCUAAAGCCAUAAAAUUCCUAGAACAUCAGUGAUAAUCUUGACAUUGGUCUUGACAAUGAUUUUCUAGAUCUGACGACAAAAGCAAAGGCAAUAGCAACAAAAACUAAGUUUGAUAGCAUCAAAUUAAGCUUCUGCACAGUGAAGGAAACUGACGAAAUGCAAUUUACAGAUGGGAAAAUAUUUGCAAAUCAUCUGAUAUGGGGUUAAUAUCCAAAAUAUAUAGAGAACUACAACUCUAGCCAAAAGAAAAAAAAAUCUGAUUAAAAAUGAAGAGUACUUGAAUAGACAUUUUUUAAAAACGACAUACAGAUGGCCAGAAGUAUGUGAAAAGGUGCCCAACAUCACUAAUAUCAGGGAAAUGCAAAUCAAAACCACAAUGACACAAUCAUUGGAAUGGUUAUUAUCAAAAAGACAAGAAAUAAGUGUUACAAGAGUAGAGAAAAGGGACCCUUGUGCACUGUUGAAGAGAAUGUAAAUUGGUGCAGCCACUAUGGAAAACAGGAUAGAGGAUCCUCAAAAAAUUAAAAAUAGAACUACCAUGAGAUCCAGAAAUUUUACUUCUGGGUAUUUAUCCAAAGGAAACAAAAACAGUAACUCAAAAAGAUAUCUACACUGACAUGUUCAUUGCAGCUUUAUAAUAGCCAAGACAGGGAAACAACCUAAGUGUUCAUCGAUGGAAAAGAAAGUGUGUUUGUGUUUGUAUACACACACACAAAGUGGAGUAUUACUCAGCCAUAAAAAGGAAGGAAAUCUUGCCAUAUGUAAAAACAUGGACCUUGAGGGCAUAAAUUAUGCUAAGUGAAAUAAGUCAGAUGAUAUCAUAUGAUCUUGCUUAUAUGUGUAAUUUUUUUUUAAAUCUGAGCCCAUAGAUAUCAUAGAUAAAUCUGAGAACGGAUGGGUGAAAUGAGUGAAGGUAGUCAAAAGGUACAAACUUCCAGUUAUAAAAUAAGUCAUGAGGAUGUAAUAUACAGCAUGGUGACUAAAGCUAAUAAUACUGUAUAUUUGAAAGUUGCUAAGAGUAAAUUGUAAAAGUUCUCAUCACAAAAAAAUAAUUUGUAAGUAUGUAUGUGGAUGGAUAUUAGAAUUGUGAGCAUUUCACAAUAUAUACAAAAAUCUAAUCUUAAUGUCCUGUAACUGAAACCAAUAUAAUGUUAUAUGUCAAUUAUCUCAAUUAAAAAAAAAGUGAAUGUGAAACACAAAGUAAAGAUUGCCCCCUGAGGCAAAAGACAGUGUAUCUUAAUUGCUCCUGUCAUGGCCAAAGUGUAUUAAUUCUCCCAAAUGUUCUACUUCUCCCAACACUAACUUCUCUCCCCCAAAAGGAGUUAAAUAUAACAAAAAAGAAAUGAUACAUGAUGGUUAUAUUAAAAGCAAAUUAAACAGACUCAUAAAU
This is a messenger RNA of Mirounga angustirostris (Northern elephant seal), 6232 nucleotides long. RefSeq names its product PWP1 homolog, endonuclein (gene PWP1). NCBI's taxonomy places the organism in Eukaryota, Metazoa, Chordata, Mammalia, Carnivora, Phocidae. Bases 145 to 1647 code for a protein of 500 amino acids. Gene Ontology annotation, molecular function: protein binding. Gene Ontology annotation, cellular component: nucleus. The record is from RefSeq and is a predicted model, not a curated record. The transcript has 15 exons. Gene Ontology annotation, biological process: rRNA processing.